AUGUUCGUCACCCGGCCUCUCCUGCUACGAGACCCUUCUGCCGAACUAUCAGAAACAGAAGCCAAGCAGUAUCGUGAUCAGCUGCGAUCUUGCAUUCAGGCAGCACGAGAGGCCAUCGAGACCAUCAAUGGUACAGCUCGCUAUCGAGUCUUGUUUCCCGCCUUCUGGUUCUCGCAGUAUAUUGCCUUUUCCGCUAUUUCGAUCAUCCACAUAUACGUCAUUCAAUUGAGUCGUUACCGCAUUCCCACUGACUUGUUUGACGGGAAUCCGCACAUGGAUAGCAAAAAUCUGUAUGACACAGCUCUGGAAGGACAAAAUUGCCUGGUUGAGAUAGGAGUCAAGAGCGCGCCUGUAUGGCGAUAUGGUCCAAUCUUGGAGGGCCUCUCUGCAGAAACGGCGAAGUAUAUUGCUUCACAUUACACUAAGACGACGCACGUAAGAAGCAUUCAGGACGCACAAAUGAUGCGAAUGACAGCCAAUGACGACGUCGCACGACCUACGAACAGCACAUCACAGCCCACUCAGGAUAUCGUGGACAAGUCCCACGAACCCAACAUUCCAUCUUUCGAGACAGAUGCGAUGUGGAUUACUGGGAACGAAAACCUCUGGAAUGAUCUGAUGGCUGGGACAAUGGACAACAACAACUUGACCAUGGAUUUCUGGCCGCAAUUCGACAAUCUACCGAUUGGCAUGUUGUGA
Molecule: messenger RNA, 699 nt
Organism: Aureobasidium vineae
Lineage: Eukaryota; Fungi; Ascomycota; Dothideomycetes; Dothideales; Saccotheciaceae
Source: the annotation of a GenBank genome assembly